Paramecium pentaurelia is the source of this 844-nucleotide messenger RNA. The record is from the annotation of a GenBank genome assembly. Lineage: Eukaryota; Ciliophora; Oligohymenophorea; Peniculida; Parameciidae.
UAUGUUAUUUGAAAGUUCUAUUCGAACAGGAGAUCCUCGUCUUUCAACAAGAAAUAAAUAAGCAUAAACUACAGAAGUAGUUAAUACUUAUGAUUAAUCUUUUAAUGGCAGAGUCAUUUAUGCAAGAAACCUAUUUUCCAAAUUAUUCUUGUAGAUGAUUAUUAUCUGUAAAUAUUUUAAUUAUAACUUUAUUUAUAGGUAUCUAUGUAUGGAUUGUCCAUUCUAUACCUGCUUUAGAUAAAUUCCUAGAAUAAACUAGAUGGAUAUUUUGGUUAAGUCUAGGCAUCUGUGUAGGAACAGCCACCUUAGCUUUAAUUUAUCGUAACCAUAUUACAUUAUCUCCAACUAAUUGGUUGGUAUUUAUUGUAUUUACAUUAUCAUUUGCUUCUGUUUGUGGUUGUUUAGUUGCAUUUGGUAAUUCCUAAAUUGGAUUAUUACUCUUUGUUAAUUUUGCAAGUAAGUUAAAAUAAAUUAAUAGGCUUAAUAUUCUUUUUAUUUUUAUACUCAUCAACUGUCAGAAGAAAAAUAACUUAUUCUGGGGCUGUAUUAUUUGUAUCAGCAAGUAUAUUGAUAGUGUUUGAACUAUUUACAAUAUUCACUAAGAUAUCAUUGUUUUGGAUUAUGGUUAUAUCUUUAUCAUCCUUUUUAUUUGCAUUUCUAUUGUUAUAUGAUACAUAUACUAAUUUAAAGUAAUAUUAAUUUAAUAUUAAGUUGUGGAGAUUCAUAUGAUAUCAAUAAGGCAGAUGAUGUGAGUGGAAGUGUAACCAUUUAUUGGGACAUUAUUCUAUUAUUCUUAAAGAUGGCAGACCUUAUCAAAGAUAAUCUAUCUAAUAGAUAGAAUUGA